Molecule: messenger RNA, 3088 nt
Organism: Lytechinus variegatus (green sea urchin)
Lineage: Eukaryota; Metazoa; Echinodermata; Echinoidea; Temnopleuroida; Toxopneustidae
Product: SET domain-containing protein 4-like
Exons: 2
Coding region: 1-1299 (432 amino acids)
Biological process (GO): peptidyl-lysine trimethylation; peptidyl-lysine dimethylation; peptidyl-lysine monomethylation
Molecular function (GO): histone H3K36 methyltransferase activity; histone H3K4 methyltransferase activity; transcription coactivator activity
Source: RefSeq, a predicted model, not a curated record
AUGAGACCGCCUGUGAUAGCAGAGAACCUAAAUAAGCAUAAGGAAUUUAAACUACAGGUUUUCCUUUUAUAUUUACUUAUAGAGAACAGCACUUACUGGAUAAAUAAUUUAUCCAAUACUGGACGAGGACUAAUGGCAAGAAAGAAUUUUAGGCCCGGUGAUCUGAUAGUUGAGAUUCCACGGCGUCUGCUUGUGACCCCGAAAGAUGUCUUGAACACGGAAUUAGGACCACUUAUAAAGAGACAACUGCAGAAACCAACCCCCUACCAAGCGGUCUGUGCAUUCCUGAUCACCGAAAGGACAAAUGGCAAAUCUUCUUUCUGGUACCCUUACAUCAAUGUCCUCCCAAAGAACUUCACCACACCAGCCUUCUGCUUCGCCACUCAAGCCCAAUUUGAUCUGCUGCCCUCUCAGGCACGGAUAAGUGCCACCAAACAGCUACAGGAUAUCCGAUGUGCUUUUGAGAGUGCUUCAUGCUUGUUUGAAGACAUCGAAAGGACCUUUCCCCGGUACAGGGGCGUCUUCGACUUUGGGUCCUUCCUGUGGGCGUGGUUCGUGAUCAACUCUAGGUCGGUCUAUAUGGAGCCCAGCGGCUGCGAGACAUUUGAUCCAAAAUCAAAAGACGACUUUGCUCUAGCUCCUUUCCUCGACCUUCUCAACCAUUCUCCAGGUGCCGAGGUCAGUGCAGGCUUUGAUUCAGCGUCUAAUACGUAUCAGAUCAAGACACUAGACAGCUACCGUACCUAUGACCAAGUCUUCAUUCACUAUGGCCCCCAUGACAACGUGAACCUACUCUUAGAGUACGGCUUCGUGAUCCCCUCCAACCCGCAUGAUGUAGUUUGCUUUGAGCUAGGUGAGGUUGUGGAUGCAGUAAAAUCUCAGCACAAGGGCCCUCUUAGCUGCAGAAAAACUCGAGAGGUUGCUGAUUUGUGGGAGGUCAAAUCUCGCACUUUGAAGGCUGCCAAUGUAGAUCUUGACCUGUCCUGCAGCAUGUCGGGUCCCUCCUGGAAUCUUCAGACAGCACUGAGAGUUCUUUGUAUGGAGUACAACGAAAUAGUGAACUGGAAGAGAGUUAUUGCAGAGAACAAUAUCCCACCAUCAACCAAGAACUUAAUCAGAGGAGCCUUAGAUAAGUUAACCACUGAUGAACAAGAGAGGGUGCUGUCUAUGCUUCAGAUACUUGAUCGUGCAGACUUGGGAGAGAAGAUGGGUGAUUAUAUCCAGAAUGUUAGAAUACUGUGGAGCGAAAGACUGAACAUCCUUCGGGCCACUCGGGCAGAGUUGGAUCCCAACGGUUGAUGGAGAAUGAGAAGAUGACAGAAGUAUUCCAGGACAAGAGAGUCCAUUAGACAUGAAUCUUCAAGACCGAUCGGGCAGAGUUUUGAGAAGGAGAAGACAGGUGUAUUCUGGUAUGAGGCAGUCCAUCGGAGACCUAUAUUUUCAGGACUUCUCAUGCUGAGUUAGAUCCCAACUGUUGAUUGGGAAUGAGGAGAAGACAGUUAUAUUCUAGGACAAGUCGGUCCAUGAGACACGAAUCUGCAGGUCCGAUCGGGCAGAGUUUGGAGAAUGACAAGACAUGUCUUGGGUCCUGGGUGGUAUAGGAAUGAUUAGACAAGACUCAGUUGUAGUCGGAUCAUUUAUUUGCCGGCCAGAUCAAAAUGCCAUUACAAUGGCAAUAAAAACUGAAACGGAACAGAGACAAAACCCUGCUCGCAGCGCCAUUAAUGUAUUAAGUAAGUAUGAUUGAGGCACUUACUGGAUAAAUGCCCCUGAGCUCCAAGGUGUAUAAUAUCCCUCGGUAGUACGUGGUGUCCAGCGUAAAUCUAGAGGUCCUGUAUGUUGCGGCUGAACACGUACUUGACUUGACCUUCUUUCUCCAGACACAGAACUCUCACUGGUUAACCUUGACACUGACUGAUCAUCGGGGGUAAUUUUGGGGGUAUUGCGGGCGCAUCGUGCGUAAUGUUCAUUCAUGCACGGAAGUGAGUGAAGGGCUAUUAAUCGUCUAUAUGGCCGGUUAGACCCAGGCGACAUUGUUUAACGACCCUUUAUGCAACAGAAUAUAGAAAAUAGGUGUUUAGGGUGCUUUUCGAGACCCCAUGGUCGCGCAUGAUAUCCACUCGUCAAUGGAAGUGCCCCCCCCCCCCGGGCAAUCAUGUUUAAAUCUUGCUACUGUUUUUGGCCAUAAUUUGACACCUUUUAAUCGUUCAAUCCAUACUACAAUUUUAUAAACAUUGGCUAGAGGGGGGGGGGGGUACAUUGAGUGAAGAUCUGCAUAGCAUAGGAUAGAGAAGGCCUUAUAUUUUGCUCUUUUUUUCAAUUAUUUCUAGUAAUACUAAUGUUAUUUCGUGUGUGAUAAUACAAAAAAAAACAGUAAUAGUAGUCAGGAAAGUGUUUGAGUGUGUUAUGAAAUCAUCUGUUACCAUGUUGAUUUUUAACGUCAAAAGUCACGGAUGGAACAGAUGGAAAAUUAAUCAUUGUGUCUACCUCAGAUAUUUUGCAUUAAGAUAAUGUAUGUACAUGUACUUAAGGGCUUGUAGUCAUUGGCAUGAUACUACGUGUACAUGCCUGGCAAUGUAUGUUUAUGGCUUGUUUACUGUAAUAAAGAUAUUUUAGUACUGUAGUAUACGUUUACAUUAUAGACACGUUGUUAUCACUAGACUGUUGCCAUCUAACUUUUAUGUUUGUCGUUAUAUAGUAAGACACUGAAUUACAUGCGUAGAGUAAUAGAGAUGUACAGUUUUACCAGUUAGGUUAAUAGUAUCAUGUUCUUAAUGUUUUAAUGUUGUAGCUAUAGAAAAUGUAAUUACAUGUAUGUAUAGAAUGUACUUCAUUCAUAUCUGUGAUAAGUACUAGCAGGAGACUAUGGCCAUAUUCUGAAGUUGGGUUUAACUUAAAUUCCGGUUUAAAGUUCUGGUUUAAGUAUGGAUAGCCAAUCGUUAAAUAUAUUACUAACAUUAGAGAUAUCAUAUAUCAGCUACUUUGGCUUUCAAAUCAUUCAUAAUUGUCUUGGAAGUGUAAAUAGAUGAUUGUCUUCACCGUCGAUGAAUCAGGAAAGACCACACGAAACAUAAGAAACAUACAACUU